Phoenix dactylifera (date palm) is the source of this 2002-nucleotide messenger RNA. RefSeq lists its product as uncharacterized. NCBI's taxonomy places the organism in Eukaryota, Viridiplantae, Streptophyta, Magnoliopsida, Arecales, Arecaceae. Gene Ontology annotation, molecular function: serine-type exopeptidase activity; dipeptidyl-peptidase activity. Gene Ontology annotation, biological process: proteolysis. The record is from RefSeq and is a predicted model, not a curated record.
UAGCAACCUCAACCGUAACAGUCCAAGUCAAGCCUGUAACUUAUCGAACCUUAUUGGAUGUUUCAUGCAACUUCCUGUGAGGACUUAAUUCAAUAACGUAUCCCCUCAGGCAUCCAUCUAUCCAUCAUACCAAUCCUCCAUAAGUCUUGCAAGUCUUAAAUAGCAGUUGUCUCUCUCUCUCUCUCACACACACACACACACAAAGUCUCUCAAAAACUAUGGAGAUGGAGACCUGGAGACCCGUCCUUGUCUUCCUACUCUUUCUUCCUUCUGUUCUCCUCUUCUGCAACUCGGCCAAUGCUAAGCGCUCUCCUCUCUUCCCUGCCUUCCUUAAAGCCGGACUCAAACAGUCUUCAGAUUCUGGUAGGGGGCUAUAUGAGACGAGGUACUUCACGCAGGGACUGGAUCACUUUGACUUCACCCCGCAGAGCUACGGAACGUUUCAGCAGAGAUACUUGGUGAACGACACGCACUGGGGCGGCAAGGGGGCGCCGAUCUUCGUGUACACUGGGAACGAGGGCGACAUCGGGUGGUUCGCACAGAACACCGGCUUCAUGUACGAGAUUGCACCUUACUUCCGGGCUCUCUUGGUCUUCAUCGAGCAUAGGUACUAUGGAGAAUCCAUGCCCUUUGGUGGCGAAGAGGUGGCUUAUAGUAAUGCAACCACUCUGGGCUAUUUGAGCUCAACGCAGGCACUGGCGGACUACGCAACGCUUAUCAUUGAUCUGAAGAAGAAUCUGAGCUCAGAAGGGUCUCCUGUUGUGGUCUUCGGAGGUUCUUAUGGAGGAAUGUUGGCUGCUUGGUUUAGGCUUAAGUACCCGCAUGUCACCAUUGGAGCCUUGGCAUCAUCUGCUCCAAUUCUCCAAUUUGAUGACUUGGUCUCCCCAUACACCUUUGACGACAUUGUCACAAAGGACUUCAGGAGUGAGAGUGAAAAUUGCUAUAAGGUGAUCAAAAAUUCAUGGAAGGAGAUUGAGGAUACUGCAAGUCAACCUGGAGGACUUGAAAAAAUUGAGAAGUCAUUUAAGUUAUGCAAAGGCCAAGGUCAAGGAGUGGAAAAUUGGAUCGAAAUUGCCGUAAUCUAUACCGCCAUGACAGACUAUCCCACAGCGUCGAAUUUUCUUGUUCCUCUUCCAGCUUAUCCUGUGAAACAGAUGUGCAAGGCCAUCGACAACCCAACGGCGGGCAAUGAUACAUUCGCAAGAUUAUACGGGGCGAUGAACAUAUACUACAACUACAGUGGGACUGAGACAUGUUUAGCUGCCGGUGGUGAUUCCGAUGAGCAUGGCAUGGCUCGUGGAUGGAGUUGGCAGUCAUGCACCGAGAUGACUAUUGUAGAAGGGGGUAGCAACAAUGAGAGCAUACUUCCACCAGCCACGUACAAUUACACUGAGCAAGCUGUGGCAUGCCAAAAUUAUUACGGUGUGGCACCCAGGCCUCAUUGGAUCACCACAGAAUUUGGAGGACAUGAUAUAAGAAGGGUGCUGAAACGGUUUGGGAGCAAUAUCAUUUUCUUCAAUGGACUAAGAGAUCCAUGGAGUGGUGGAGGUGUGUUGAAGUCUCUUUCCAACAGCCUGAUAGCCAUAGUUGCACCUGAAGGGGCUCACCAUGUAGACCUGAGAUUCUCAACGAAAGAAGACCCCAAGUGGCUCAAAACCGUGAGGACGAAAGAGACCAAGAUCAUAGCAGGGUGGCUUGAACAAUACUAUAGUGACUCAAGGAGCACCUAACCUUAUCAUUCCUCUUAUUAGUCAAAUCUCUUUUUCCUCAUACUUAGCUUUAUUUUCUGAAGCUUAAGCUCUACCAUAUCCUCUCAAUUUUACACAAGAACAGUAAGUGUCAAAUUCAAAUAAUCCUUGGUCUCCAUUUUCUUCAAAAAAAAAAAAAUCAAAUAAUUGCUAUGAGGCACUGAGGUUAGUGUUUAAAUCGGAGCUCUAUUAUUAGAAACUUAUAUUUUGGUAUGGAAUGCAAUUAUAUAAAGACUUCGUAGGACUUGAACUGU